ACAUAAUCGCGGCCCCGAGCGUCAUAGUGGCGUAGUUCAAUCCAGACCGAAUCAGAGACGUGGGGAAAUCCACGUUCCGCCCCCUCCCGCGUGAUCGACGUCCACGCGAACCAGCGAACGGCCUCUGAGCACCGGAGAGCCCGCCCCCGCGCCAGCGGCCCGCCCUCGCCCGCCCGCCCUCCGCAGCCCGCGGGCCGGCCGCCGCCGCCAGGUUGUGCCUGAGACUGUCAGAUAAAGCGGCGGGCCGGCGGGAGGGGCGGCAGCGAGAACGGCCCGGGCCGGACAUGGCGGCGCUCUACGCCUGCACCAAGUGCCACCAGCGCUUCCCCUUCGAGGCGCUGUCUCAGGGGCAGCAGCUGUGCAAGGAAUGCCGGAUUGCCCACCCUGUUGUCAAGUGCACCUACUGCAGGACUGAGUACCAGCAGGAGAGUAAAACCAAUACAAUAUGCAAGAAGUGUGCUCAGAAUGUACAGUUGUAUGGAACGCCUAAGCCUUGUCAGUAUUGCAACAUAAUCGCUGCAUUUAUUGGGAAUAAAUGCCAGCGCUGCACAAACUCAGAGAAGAAGUAUGGACCCCCAUAUUCCUGUGAGCAGUGCAAGCAGCAGUGUGCAUUCGACAGGAAGGACGAUCGAAAGAAGGUGGAUGGGAAGCUACUGUGCUGGCUGUGCACACUGUCGUACAAGCGUGUCCUUCAGAAGACCAAAGAGCAGAGGAAGCACCUGAGCAGCUCUUCUCGAGGCAGCCAUCAGGAGAAGGAGCAAUACAGCCGCCUGAGUGGUGGUGGCCAUUACAACAGCCAGAAAACACUAUCUACAUCUUCAAUUCAAAAUGAAAUUCCAAAGAAAAAAUCCAAGUUUGAGUCAAUCACAGCUAAUGGAGACAGCUUUUCCCCAGACCUGGCUCUGGAUUCACCAGGCACUGACCACUUUGUCAUCAUUGCUCAGCUGAAGGAAGAGGUGGCCACUCUGAAGAAGAUGUUGCAUCAGAAGGAUCAAAUGAUCUUAGAGAAAGAGAAGAAGAUCACGGAGCUGAAGGCUGAUUUUCAGUAUCAGGAGUCUCAGACUCGGGCCAAAAUGAACCAAAUGGAGAAAACCCACAAGGAGGUCACAGAGCAACUGCAGGCCAAAAACCGAGAGCUUCUGAAACAGGCAGCUGCCUUGUCCAAGAGCAAGAAGUCUGAGAGGUCAGGCACCAUAACGUCUCCGUGAAGACCUCGAGCUCUCAGUGAUGGCAGCCAGUAGUCCUGGGUCAGGGUUGGUGACCUGGCCGGUCUCUGGGAACUGUGCUUUCCUACAAAAUCUCUAUUUUCUUACCUUACCCUCUGUUCGGAUGUAGUGGGCUGAAUGGAAACACCUGGUCUGUGCCCUGUCACGGCUGCAUGCUGAGCGGUUAGGGUUCCAGACCUGCUCCUCUGCCUUUCCCCUCCCUCCCCGUGCUCCUCCCUCUCUCUCUAUUUUAGCACUCUGUUUUCCAUAGUGGUCACUUCUCAGUGUCAUGUGCAGAGUGUCUGUCCACCGUCACCUGCCGUCCCCACGAGCACGUCGUCUGUCGUCAGCUGUACAUCACUGCCCCCCCAAACCUCCAAAACUGCCCCCUUGAGACUUCGUGCAGUGAGGGAGGCUUUUUCUCACCAAUAAACCUUUUGCUUCAGGGUAUGCUCUUGGGUUUUUCCAGGUAUAUUAUUAUGUAUGACCUUUGUACUAUGUAUAGACAGAGUUUUAUUUAUUUUUUAAAAAGGAAACCUUUUCUUGGUAAAGGAAUGCUGGUAGCCCAGCUAGUCCUGUAACAGCGACGCCUCUUUGAAAAGAAAAACUCCAGUCCCGUUUGCUAGCUUUUAGUAAGAGAAAUCCAAUCUUUUCUUUCUCAUUACCUUAGAGGCUUGAUGCUAAGGUAACUGGAGGCGUCUGUGGAGCUAAGUGCCUUUUGGAGGAUGCCAUGGAAGAGCGCGAGUGGGCAGGUGCCUAGGCAAGCGUGCUGGGUUUGGCCAGUCUGUCUUUAGUAGGGCAGAAGUCGGUUGUCCAGGUUGUACUGGACACUUCCUCCUCGACCUACCCCCUCCUCCUCCUCCUACAUAAUUUUAAAUUCCCACACUGCCACUUCUUUUUUAAAAAUAUUCCUGUUUCUUGCUACAUCAGCUAUCAUAGCAGGUUGUUAUCAAAACAUGAUUUUUUGUUUUUUAACAUGAGUAGAUUCAAGCGGGAUAAGAUUUGAACUACUUGUGUGUUUCCGAGGGUCAGUAUGGGGUGCUUGGGUGCGGGCUGUACGGUGGGGAGACCCUCACCGUAUCUUCCUCUCUCUCCACCUCAUCCUGUGUGCGGAAUGUUCGAAAGCACGCACUUCUGGGAGACGAAGGGUGUGCCCUUCUCCCUGUCUGACCCAGGAAGUGUGGGAAAGAGCCGCACUCCUCCACCUUUGUGAAAGGAACUAGAGAUGGGUAGGAUGUGCUGGGACACAGCAGACCCUGCAGCGAGUGCGCUGUAGUUUGCGAUUAUGUUCUCCGGAGACGCACGCACGCACACAGGUGAGCAGAGGUCCGGUCUGCACAUGCGUGGCUCUUCCUGAAGGGACAUUCAGAGGGCCGUGUUUGUGUAUCUAUCGCUGCAUAGGGAACGCAGUUUCCCCUUCUAAGCAGGGAAAGCUGCCGUGCUAAGUCAUUUUGUAACUUUCUGAAUGAGAAACUUUCAGGUAAAGAUAAACUAUUAUACAAUAUUUUUCAAAUGCAUUUGCAUUGGCUGUGGGGCAAAGAUGGUGGAAAAAGAAUAAUAGUCAUGAUUUCUUCAACGAAAAGUAAGACUGAGAAAUUGUGGGUGUGGUGACAAUAUACAAAGGCUUAUUUAGUUUUAUACUAAACCUUUUUUUAAGGUCUUAGCAUUUAAUAAUCAGCAAACCCACACAUUUUCUAAACUACCAUGAGCUCCUGAAAGAUAGAGGAAACCUCAGUCUUGAAAUGUUGAUUUUUUUUUUUUUUUUAAAUCAUGGCAGCAUUUUACCAUGUAAUUGAGUAACUUUUGGUAACACCUUCCAUUUCUUUGUAUGUUUGUAAUAAUGGACAUUUUAAAACAUAGGAAUGUUUGGUUUGUACAGACUUUGACAAAUGUGUGUUAAUAAAAAUUCAUAUUGACUCCGA
Apodemus sylvaticus (European woodmouse) is the source of this 3127-nucleotide messenger RNA. It is a transcript of the gene Fam76a, whose product is annotated as family with sequence similarity 76 member A. The record is from RefSeq and is a predicted model, not a curated record. The coding region runs from base 285 to 1208 and encodes 307 amino acids. The transcript has 9 exons. Lineage: Eukaryota; Metazoa; Chordata; Mammalia; Rodentia; Muridae.